AUGGCUUCAGACUUGAGAGCUCCAGAGAGACCAUCAGUGAAGGUCACAUAUACCAAGAAGAGGAGACCGAGUGGGAAUGACGCAGCUGCGGAAGAAUCAGAAGCGUCUGCUACCGAGGCAGAAUCGACCAAGGCUCCAGGUGGACUCAACGCUGUAGUAGACAUUCCAGGCAAGAAGUCCGGCAAGCACAUCGGACCACUAAACCUCCCUGGUCCGGAACCGCGUGCGGGUUCGAAGGGGAAACUUAAUGAGAAUGACUCCUCGCCUCGCGCUCCGAGAACACCAGGCAAAAACCCCAAACCACCAUCGACUCUUAGCGCCAAACUUUCACUCGCUUCAAAACACGGGUUCACAGCGCCAGAUGCGGACAUCAAGGCGUUACCUUCUACGCCUGACUUGUCCGACAAGGAGGGCUCCUCUCGAGCGACACGCACAACAGAAGCCGAGCGACGCGCCUACUUGGAGUCCCAACCUGAUGUCGCGGAGCUGGAGCCACAUCGUGUACUGUGCCGAUGUUGUAACAAGUGGCUUAAGUUGAGCACAACGCAGAAGUAUGCACUUGCGCCAUGGAAGCUGCACAAGAAAUCCUGCACUGCUGAAAAACCGAGCAGUAAAGGCUCCCGUCGGAGCAUGGACUUUGAGGGUUCCCUCCUAGCAAGUGGCGCAGAAGACGACGAUGCGUCAUCUAUCGCCCCGUCCAUAUCUGCGUCUGAAAUGACCCGUGCCUCCGCAGCGGGUCACCGCCUUUCGGCAGCGGAACGUCAGCGUAUAUUAGAGGAGGAUGAACUAUCUGGCGAAGUGCGCCCUGACACUAUAUAUUGCUCAGGUUGUGCAAAAUGGGUCAAACUCGCGACUCGUUCGACAUACCAACUCAAGAAUUGGAUAACGCAUGUACAACGUGUACAUGGACAAAGUGGGGAAAACCCAGGAAUGGGCGGUGGAGUGGGUGCACCUAGUAGCCGCGUCCGGGAGGCGGAGAGGAAGUUACAGCUUGUAAACGACGCUCUGGCGCGAGAUUUCACUCCGUCAAGGGUGACUUGUAAAGUGUGCGCCACUGACGUACCGCUUAGCGAUACAGUACCAUAUCAGUUAGACAACUGGCUAGCGCACAAGUCGGUCUGUCCCGCACGCACCUCCGCCGUCGACUCGCCCACCGCGACACGCUCGGCCGAUUUAAAUGGCGAUUCCAGACCAGAUUCUGUGCCUGAAAUUUCGAAUGCUUCUUUGAUUUCAAGUAAGAGCUCCGCGGCGCGCGCACCGCCAUCCAGGGCGUCCACAGACGCAACAUGCGUUGCAGUGGAUAGCGGUUCAGGCAUUGCUUCUGUUUCUUCCUCGCUGGCCGUUGGUCGAAAACGCGGACGUGAGGAGGACGAGAACGAGGAAGGGGGAACAGAUGCCGUUCGUGCACGGACUGCGUCUUAUAUCACCCCAGAUAUAAAGCCGUCUGGGCCAUGGGGUUGGUUGAAGUUGCCGUGGGAGACGUUCAAGAGAGGCUUUGCAGAGGGCCUCGGGAAGCCCGGCACGUCGCCCAAAGAAGGACGGCGAAGUGUCCCAUUAUCACUUGCCCCUCGCCCCGAGUCCAUGACUUUCGCACAUCGUCUCCUAUAUAAACCUCCAGAUGCCUGCGCUCCCCCCUUCUUCUUUCUCUUCCAAGGCCGCGCCUUUCGUGCAGUGCUGAUUCGACGGAUUUGUACUACCCAAAGACCGGAAGCAGAACCUGACCGCGGGAUACGAGCCCAGCGUGUCGACUACUCCAGCAGCUCUGACCCCGACGCGAUUUUCGUAGAGAGCGUUAGCCGGCGGAAGGCCGACAAGGUCCACUUUGAGUGACAAGAGGGAAGCCGUUGGCGAUACGAUGGGUACGAUUACGACCGCACAGACCAACGCGGAGAGUCGCGCAAAAGCGCAUGCAGCGCGUACGGCAUCGCGAGAGCAACGUUUAAGGUCCCACCCGCAUGCCGAAGUAUUAGGACCAGAACUCGUCUCUUGCAAGUUAUGUGGCCAGUUAAUUAAAUUAUCGACGAAAAGCAUGUGGGAUGGAUUCCAUUGGCAGAAACAUAUUGAGCGCUGCGUACGUCGAGCCCCUGCUGCCCGUGAGCAACGCGUCAUUCGGGCUGCGGAGCGUAAAAAACGGUCGAAAAUAGCAAAGGAUGACGAUCAAGAGUCUGAGAAGCGUGCUACACUCACGAUUCGUUUGCGUACAAAGGGACCUGCUGAAUCGUCUCCCAACCCCAGCUCAGCGUCUGACUCCGUGCAAGUUAAAGAAGAAACCCCCGAAAGGGAUAUUGACAUACAUGCACCCUCCUCAUCUCACUCACGCUCUUCGCCUUUACCCGAGACGCCCCCGCCACCCUCUGCGGCCCCACCAAGACCAGAGUCGAACAUCGUAAUGGAGGAUUAUUAUCGUCGAUCACGUCGUCGAGGGACACGAGAGUUGAGUCCGUUUACGCUUGAAGCUGCUAGUGCAUGGACGUGGAGUCAAGUGAAAGAACCUGUAUGGGUUGUUGCUAGCUACCCGGCGUCGGAAUCGCAGGACAGCGAAAACUCGCCUAAUGCAGAAAGGGGCGGAGAAACGAGUCGUGCUACGCUGGAAACCUAUGCUAGUGAUAAGUGGAGCAAAGCGCCGUCCUCAGCUGCCUACACCACGCGCGAAAUCGGGUUUUCAAUCAGGAAAGACGCGUCAUGAACCAAUCGCGCUUUCGAAAAUUUCUUGCUCUCGUCACGGCGUAUUCUCGCUUGAUCGUCUCGCGAUAUGCUAUCAGCUCUUGUCUCGCUAUUCCUCUGCUUUCCGUUUCUCGAAUUCGUUCAAGUCAAUUUCUUUUUGCUCUGUACAUCGGCUUUCAUCACGCUUCAAUUAAGCAUUCCAUUCCAUCUGUACCAUUAUCAAUGUCUAUAUCUUCUAUGUCUCGCAUACGUAACCGAAGUUCGCAAUAUUUCUAUGUUAUGGCGCAUCGACGAUUUACCUUUUCCUUUCUUUCCCGCCAUUUCCAUGGACUUCAUGUUUGUAAUGUUCUUUUUUUCGCCCGC
Messenger RNA from Fomitiporia mediterranea MF3/22, 3027 nucleotides. RefSeq lists its product as uncharacterized. NCBI's taxonomy places the organism in Eukaryota, Fungi, Basidiomycota, Agaricomycetes, Hymenochaetales, Hymenochaetaceae. The transcript is spliced from 17 exons. The coding region runs from base 1 to 1830 and encodes 609 amino acids. The record is from RefSeq and is a predicted model, not a curated record.